AUGGCAUUCGAGACUGUUAUUGCCUUACUCAUCUAUAGUUUGGUCUUGUUUCCUAACAUCGACAAUUUUGUUGAUGUUAAUGCUAUGAGGAUCUUUCUAAUUAGGAAUUUGGUUCCAACUCUGCUCGGUGAUACUUAUUUCUCCAUUCAUUAUAGGAUUUCUAAAAGGGGUGGGACUAUUGUCUGCUAUGUGCAUUUACUGUACAAGUGGUUUAUUUCUCACUUGUUGCAGUCUCCUAUCUUCCAAAAAAACAAGGAUUGUUUAAGGUGGUCUCAAAGACUUAUGUCUCUCACCAAUGACGACAUUACUUGGUACUCUUCUAGUUACGAUGACGUCGAGAUUAUUGAUAGUUAUGGGGAGUUCUCUAAUGUGCCUCUUCUUGAUACACAGGGGGGAAUCAACUACAAUCCAACUUUGGCAAGACGUCAACUCGGGUUCGAUAUGAAGGAGAAACUUGAUAACAUUUUGUUAGAAGGUUUAUUUUUCCAAGAAGAGAAAGAUACUCAAGGGUUGAAAGCUAAAAUGAGUAAAAUGACCAUUCUCCGGCAUGGUAAACGGAAACAACAACCAUUUACAGCUGGAAGUUCAAUCCACGUAGCAGGAUCUGCUCAAAUACAACAUGACAAGCAAGAGCACAAACCAGAGAUAGAGAAGCCCAGAGAUAAUGUUUAUGUUAGUCCACAACUCAAACGCCCCCUACUACCUGCUAGUGUAGGACCGUUAGUAGAUGUCCUAGACAGGAUAAAAUCCAAUUUUGAAACAUCAUAG
This is a messenger RNA of Lathyrus oleraceus (garden pea), 768 nucleotides long. RefSeq lists its product as uncharacterized. The record is from RefSeq and is a predicted model, not a curated record. NCBI's taxonomy places the organism in Eukaryota, Viridiplantae, Streptophyta, Magnoliopsida, Fabales, Fabaceae. Bases 1 to 768 code for a protein of 255 amino acids. The transcript has 2 exons.